AGUACAGAGUAGCUUUCCCCCAUCUGUACAAUAAUAGGCCCAGGAAAGUAAAGCUCUGUGUCUAUCACGUUCCUAUGGUUAUGUACAUAAAGACUGAGGAUCCUGAUCUUCCUGCGUUCUAUUAUGAUCCACUAAUUCACCCAAUAAGUAACUCAAAUAACACUAAUAAGAAACAGCGCAAAAGUAAUGGUUCUGAUGAUGAUGAGGAUGACUUUGUGUUACCAGAAGGAGUGCAACCGUUGCUGAAAAACUCCUCACUCUACACUGACACUACAGCUGCUGGCAUUUCAUUGUUGUUUGCCCCUCGGCCUUUCAAUAUGAGGUCUGGGAGGACUCGGCGGGCUGAAGAUAUACCCCUUGUUGCAGAGUGGUUUAAGGAGCACUGUCCUCCAGCAUAUCCAGUCAAAGUUCGUGUUAGUUACCAGAAGCUUUUGAAAUGUUAUGUGUUGAAUGAGCUGCACCAUAGACCACCUAAGGCUCAGAGGAAGAAGCACUUGUUCCAAUCUCUUGCAGCUACAAAGUUUUUCCAGAGCACCGAACUGGAUUGGGUUGAAGUUGGUCUGCAAGUCUGCCGGCAGGGUCAUAAUAUGCUGAACCUGUUGAUUCACAGGAAGAGUUUGAACUACCUCCACCUUGAUUAUAACUUCAACCUCAAGCCUGUGAAAACUCUGACAACCAAGGAGCGGAAGAAGUCACGUUUUGGGAACGCUUUUCAUCUCUGCCGUGAGAUCCUCCGGUUGACAAAACUUGUAGUUGAUGCAAAUGUUCAGUUCCGACUUGGUAAUGUUGAUGCCUUUCAAUUGGCUGAUGGCCUACGAUAUAUUUUCUCCCAUGUUGGCCAAUUGACGGGACCAGGGUGUGGAUUUUGGGCUCCAAUGUGGAGGGUAUGGUUGUUUUUCCUUCGUGGAAUAUUUCCUCUUCUAGAACGAUGGUUACGUAACCUGCUUGCACGUCAAUUUGAGGGGCGUCACUCAAAGGGAGUGGCCAAAACUGUCACAAAACAGAGAGUUGAAAGCCAUUUUGAUUUGGAGCUUCGAGCUGCUGUCAUGCAUGAUGUCAUUGAUGCAAUGCCAGGUUAG
This is a messenger RNA of Camelina sativa (false flax), 1079 nucleotides long. NCBI's taxonomy places the organism in Eukaryota, Viridiplantae, Streptophyta, Magnoliopsida, Brassicales, Brassicaceae. The record is from RefSeq and is a predicted model, not a curated record.